CCGUGCCGCCAUUUUCAUUCUUUUCUCUAUUCCUUUUCGUCAUAUGGCGUAUUAGGUGCGAUCGCUUACGUCCGCCAUAUUAAAUGAAAUCAAUAAAAUAAGACAAAAUGUCGCCUUACUAAAGUGCGUGAAAAUAAUCCACCAACAUCCAGUUAUUGUGUGAUUAAAUCAUCAAGAGGAUCACAAUGGAGAAUUCCUACGGUGUGGGGGUUGUUAACAGAUACGCUCUUUUCUUGGACGAUGAGUCCGAUCCUCUUGAUGCGUUAAAAGCGCGAGAGCAAGCGAAGGAGCUCAAAAAGAAGACCAAAGAAGCCGAAAAGGAGAACAAGGGUAAACCUGAGACCAAACCUAAAGGUGGCGCUCCCGCUACCAGGAAAGGUAUUAAGGAAACCCAAAAUGUGAAGUCUCAAGAAAACAGGAGCGGUGAGCAACAAAAGGCUAAGGGUCCUGCCAGACCUAAUGAGCGCAACUCCGAACGCCCUCCUCCGCGCCGUCGUGAGGACCGGCCGCAGAAUGGCGCCGUUGAGAACAAGGAGGGUGCCCCUCGACCACCCCGGCGCGAGUUUGGCGACCGCAGGCCUAACUUUGAGCGGCGCAACUUCAGCGACAACCCAGAGGGAGCAGAGCGUCGUGGGCCUAGACCACCGCGUGAACCUCGUGAAGGACCGCGCGGGCCGCGUCCUUCGUACGACAGUAGAGGCAAGCGUGAGUUUGACAGGAGAUCCGGCUCUGACAAAACCGGAGUAAAGCCGGUGGAUAAGCGCGAGGGCGCCGGCCCACAUAAUUGGGGCACGCUCAAGGACGAGAUCGACGAACUUAACAAGACCGGCUCCGAAGGUGAGGUCGCUGAAGAGAAGCCUGCCGAUACGGCUGCUGCCGGCGACGGCCAGCAACCAGAGGCCGAGCGUGCAGCCCCUACUGAGGAAGAACCGCGCGAACUUACGCUCGACGAGUAUAAGGCGCUUCGAAAUGCCCAACGCACGCAGCCGCAGUAUAACCUGCGAAAGGCCGGCGAGGGUGAGGACCUCAGCCAGUGGAAGAAUCUGGUUAUGCUCGAGCGUAAGAAGGAAGGUGAACGAGGUGAGGACGAUGACAGCGACGACGAGUACGAUAUGGCUGAUUAUCCGCAGCGCGUGGGUCGUCAGAAGCGCGUGCUCGGCAUCGAGUUCACGUUCAACGACACCGCACGGCGCGGCGGCACGGGCGGGCGAGGACGCGGGCGCGGGCGCGGCCGGGGCCGAGGCCCGCCGCGCGAGCCCGAGGUCGUCGAGGAGCGCCCGCCGCUGCGUGCGCCGGCCGCACCGCCUAAGGUUGAUGACAGCAAGGACUUCCCCUCUCUUGGCUAGACUCACAGUGAGCCUUCGCUCUUCUCCCAUUCGAUAGAGUUACAAAUUAAAAUAUUGUAUGUACCGUUAUUUUUGAAGUAAAUAUACAAAAUAUUUACACGAGCGUGUAUUAUAUUACAUUAAAAUUUAGACGAUUUCUUCGGAAACCGCCUUUCAAUCCAAUAAUUGACUUGAUUGGUUCAAUUCAAAGUUGAAUAUUGAUUUGGGGGUUGACUAGUUGUGCUCGCAAAUCACAUAAGAUGUUGUAGAGGGGGA
Molecule: messenger RNA, 1601 nt
Organism: Trichoplusia ni (cabbage looper)
Lineage: Eukaryota; Metazoa; Arthropoda; Insecta; Lepidoptera; Noctuidae
Gene: VIG
Product: plasminogen activator inhibitor 1 RNA-binding protein-like
Exons: 1
Coding region: 186-1346 (386 amino acids)
Cellular component (GO): cytoplasm; nucleus
Molecular function (GO): RNA binding
Source: RefSeq, a predicted model, not a curated record